GAAGACGAUAUGAGCUUGGGCCGCUGGUUGCGCAAAACACUACCGGGAAUAUAUACGAAGAGCAAGAGUAUUGCGGAUAGAUGUCGGGUAUUCGUGGACGCAGAGCUGACCACUCUGGUACUACAAUUGUACUACUAAUAGAUGCUACGAGUAGUAACGACUACCCCCAGCUCCAGCUGCACUAAGUACUAUAUAAUUCAAUACUCUUUUGAUUUUGAAGUCGAGUAAAGUAUAAUACUUGAGAAGCUGUAUAAGCAACUAGACAUUUUAUGGGAUACUAGUAACUAAGAACUGGACCUUUGGAGUACUCCUACUCUCUCCGAAUUUUCAGAAGAAACGGCGCCGAGGUAAUGACUUUGGCAGUGGAUACAGUGGGAUACUCAGCUCGGACAGAUGCAUAGACAACUUGCUCAAGUUCGUCGAAGAUUAUGGCCAGUCACACUCACAGUCUAUCUUUGCUCCACGGCGACGACCUAGUCCUAGGGUCCGUAUGCUUUUUUCAGAUACAGAUUGAGACAGUACUUCUAGUUCUAAAAGAAUUGUGCGCUUUGGUAUUGUACUAGGAUCACUCUCACUUCUCACUCUCAGAGUUGCGACGCUCUAACGUCAGGAAGGGAAUUUCUCAGGCACGACUGGAAAGAGCUCUUCACUGCUAUACGGGAUGAUUAUGGCUAUUGUCGAAGUCCAGCGACAACGAUUCUCAUGAAAUAUAGUUGAUCUUGAUUCUUUUUCUUCUUUUUUUUCAAUUCCAGAAAAAUACAAAAAGGUAUUCCAGUUCAUCUUUGUCUUCGCUCAUUUCAUUGUCAACAUGUUGAAUUAGCGAAAGAUGGAAAUGCUUACCAUGAGGCGGUCUCCGUUGCUCUGUGUAAGAAUUGCUCCAAACUUGACCAGGGAGUGUUAGAGGUGAAGUAAUAAGUGACCAUGGCCAAAGAUGACAACUGUACUCUCGCCACAAAAUUUGAUACGCACGCGGUAGCAGCUCUAUCUCUAACAAGGACAGGCAGGAGAUGCCCGAUUCCGACGCACAAGAGCAUCAAAAGGGAGCCGGGCGGUGGUAGUAAUACCUUCCUGGUGUCGUGGGUUUGGAUUUUACUCGGUGAUAAUAGAUCAGCAGAAAGCUCAAGACUCGGAAGGGAAUUUCAAUUCCACUGACCACUCCGGUCACUCUUAUACCAUGAUGGAUGAGUGUGUUCAUCUUCAUACAUGAUUGAAAUAUGAACAGGUGCGGCCAUCGUCUCCCGAAAUUAUUCACAACGACGCACAACUACUCACAGCGUUGGUGUGGUAAGCAUAUUAUUGUGCAUGUGGUGAUACCAGCAUUGCUUUCGCAAGUGGGAGACGUACAGUCACGCGAUAACGGGAAACCAAGCAUGUUUGAUGCUGUCGGCGAGCAAUGUACUAGCAUUAGCGCCGAUCCGUGUGGUGGAGCGCAUCACAAUCCUACUACUUGAUAAAGCUAUAAUUUGUAGUCUGGAAUUCGAUCAACAUUCAUUAAUCAACUUGUUCUUCAUGAUCUACUUUUUGUUCUACUUAUAGCUCCUGAACUUGAAGUAGACAGGACGAACGACUAUAAGCCAUAUGACAAAAAUUCUGACAAUAUUGACAUAUAUCACUACCUACAGAUCCAGACGGCUCACCUGAGACCGAUACUAUUGAAGGCGAAGACUUUGCUGAGGUACCGAAUUCGUUGAUAUCCGUGGCUCCAAGUGGCAAGGUUUCGAGCUUCACAGAAAGAGAAGCCGCGGAAACACCGUUUCCUGCUGAUGGUCAUAUGGCAGGCUAUAACUUAAUGUAGUAGUCUCACUUGUUCUGGUUCCGCGAGAUCCUGACCACCUCCUACUCAAGAUAGCAGCUAGACGACGGCCUCUAAAGAUAGGAGUCAUAGGUUGAAGAUGUCACCACUGCUUACUCUGAUUGCCUACACUGUUACUCGUCACUUCCCUUCUUCAUAAGUUUUUUCAAUUUACGCAGGGACGUUGUCGCAGACUUGAGAGAUAUCAUUGUUGUCGCGCAUCAACAACAGGACGAAGUGGUGAAUGGAGUAGUGGCAAAAUUAGAAGAGGUAUUUUCUGACAAAGUUUCUUCAGAAAACCUACAGCAGAUUAGAGCAUCCCAUCAAGAACAAAUGAAGGAGUUGCGUCAGGAUGUAAAAGAAUUUUUACAACUACAGCAGACAGUAAUAUCCCAGAAAAUACGGGAGUUGUGUCAAAAAGUAGAAAAAGUUUUCGAACGAGUGGAGCAACAUCAGCAACAGCAGAAAGCACAACCAGCGGCGUCGGCGGGAGAACAGAAAGUUAAGUACAAGCAGGACUCCUGACACUAGAAGAGCUAAAUCACCCGCCGCUGCAAAUCGAUAUGAAAAGCACUGCUAGGCACAAUGACGGUGUCCCCUUUGUGCCUCGCGGUACACUAGCGAAAAUACUGAGAGCACCGAACAUCUAUACCUCUAGUCUUACUUGUUGAAUGUCAAAAGCUUGACCAAGGCGACCUAAGUUUGCACUUGGACUGACGAGUCAAAGUCUGUAGCAGUGUGUAACGGUGGCGACAUCUCGUCUGCUGACAACACUACCAGGCGCUUAGAAGUGCUGCGCGUCUGUAAUAUUUUUAAUUUCCUUCCAUUUCUUUGAUGGGCCGGACUUCUUCCUUUUUCAUGGGUAUUAAGCUAACACAGUGAGACUUCUAAUGUUGGUGCUGCAGCUGGAGGCACAACCGGCGGGAGAAACCAGCCCGACGUGAUCUCGGACCGGACUGGGGAAACGAAGAAGAGCGCCGCGCCCAGGCUCCGCCCCCUCGGUUCCACUAUGGAAGAGUACUGAGUACAUUUUUGCAGGCUGACAGUAGAUUGAUUCUCGUUAGUGUCUUCCAGUAGUGUCCAGCUGUCCUUCUGUCCAGCUGUCCUUCUGUCCAGCUGGCCCCCUGUCCAGCUGUCUUGUCGUCGAGCUGUCCUCCUGUCCAGCUCGCUGCCCUUCUGUCCCGCUGUCCUUCCGUCUGAUGGUCUUGCCUCCUGUCCACCUGUCUUUGUCCUUCUGUCCGUCCAGCUGUCCCCUUGUCCAGCUGUCCUCCCGUCAGUCCACGCCGCAUUUUGACGCAAAACACUCGCACAGGCUCACUGGAUGCGCUAUGGGCUUUUGGGGUAGCGUGCAAAGAGUCGCCCAGCCUGGAGCCCAUUAGCUACUAGAGUCAAGUCCCAGGCGCUUUCGCGUGGUGGUGGGUUUUUGGAUGUGCCGGAGGUCCGCGCUCUUGGUUUGCUCGCCGAGUGUUGCGCCUUGCUUGCUGCGAUGGAGUGGCAAUUGUCCACGGUGUCCCCGUGUCCACGGUGUCCACGGUGUCCCCCUGCCCUCCCACGGUGUCCCCCUGUCCUUCCACGGUGUCCCCCUGUCCACGAUGUUCCUCUGUCUAUGGUGUCCCUCUGUCCAUGCAUGGUGUCCCGCUGUCUGUCUUCGGGGGCCGGCGCCCCUCUGUCUUCGGUGUCGCUCUGUCUUCGGUGUCCUUAGGCCUUCGCUGUCCCUCUGUCUGCGGCGUCCGCUGUCCUCGGUGUCACUCUGUCCGCGGUGUCUCUCCGGUGUCUUUCUGUCUUCGGUGUCCCUCUGUCUUCGGUGUCCCUCUGUCCUCGGUGUCUUUCUGUCUUCGGUGUCCUUCUGUCUUCGGUGUCUUUCGUUCUGUCCUCGGUGUCCCCUCCAUCUGCUUUCGGAUUCGGUGUCCUUCUGUCGUCGUUCUUGUCCCUCUCUCUGUCCUCGCGAGCCGGCGCUUCCCCUCUGUCCGCGGUGUCUUUCUGUCUUCCGUGUCUCUACGCUGAACCGCUUCGAAGCAGAGGUUGGGCUUUAUUUUUAAAAACGGCACAGGGGAGGCCGGGAGGGUUUUCUAUUAGUUCUCUCUGGUUGGUGGCGGGCUCGUGGUUGGAGUAGGUUGGGAAGGAGUUCAGGCCGGCUCUUGGUCUUGUGUCUGGCGUGUGUGCGGGGCAGGGGUCUUGGAGGCGCUGGGGAGGGUGGCCUGGCCUUGUUUGGCUUGCUUGCUCUUGCUCGAGUCGCUCUCGGGGUUUGCUGCUGCGCUGGGCCUGGUGUGUUGCUCUGGGGCCGGCUCGAUCGUCUUCGUGAAGGUUUGCCUUCAGUUUCGACGGAGCUCGCCUGCGUAGGCUGCACUGCUGCGGUUGUCUCUCUGUCUUCGGUGUCACUCUGUCUCCGGUGUCCCUCUGUCUUCGGUGUCCCUCUGUCUGUCUUCAUCGGUGUCCCUCUGUCUUCGGUGUCCCACCCUCUGUCUUCGGUGUCCUUCUGUCUCCGGUGUCACUCUGUCUUCGGUGUCCCUCUGCUUUCGGUGUCCUUCUGUCUUCGGUGUCCCUCUGUCUUCGGUGUCCCUCUGCCCUCGGUGUCGCUCUGUACUCGGUGCCCCUCUGUCUUCGGUGCCCCUCUGGCUUCGGUGCCACUCUGUCUUCGGUGUCCCUCUGUCUCCGGUGUCUCUCUCUCUGUCCUCGGUGUCCCUGGCUCUGUCCCCGGUGUCCCUCUGCCUUCGGUGUCUCUCUGUCGUUGGUGUCCCUCUGUCUCCGCGUCGUCUCUCUGGCUGUCUCUAGGAAGCGUGUCGGGCUGUGGGGCUCUGCUGCUGCUCUCUCUUUGGGGUCGGUCUUCUUCUCCUCUCCUCCUGAUGGUGGCACAGGACUCGGGUCGCCUUUUUCUUCUGCUUAGUUAUUGUUGCUUCUUUCAUGCUCAAAAACCACGAGUCUCCUGCCCCUCUAGGUUCCUCGAGCGCAGCACAGACGAGCAGGCUUGGCAAAUUGCACAGCUUCGUGAAGAUCUUUCCGAGCCUGCGGAGGCUGACUAG
Molecule: messenger RNA, 4812 nt
Organism: Amoebophrya sp. A25
Lineage: Eukaryota; Dinophyceae; Syndiniales; Amoebophryaceae
Source: the annotation of a GenBank genome assembly